ACAACCUUAUUUUGGUUAUGUAUACUCUUUGCUGGCUCUCAUUGAGAUAGGGAUGAAAUUAUAAGGUUCGUUUUUUAUUAAUUCCUUCUGAUAAUAUAGUGACUACAGAAUUCUGCAGCUGUUGCAGAUGGAAUGGUUUCGUUUGCUAACGGAAUAGAGUAGGUAAACAUAAAAAAAAUGUUUUGAUAAUUCUGUAUUUUGUACAUCCGAUGAUAUAAUGCGGUUUUACUCGCAACCGAUGCAGCGCAUCUAUUUCUGUAUACAGCUAGCAACGCAUAAUUAAACUUAAAGCAAAGAACGGCCAGCAUCAAUUAAAUAUAUUCGUAAAUAUAACAAGGGAUACAAUCGGAAAACUUUAGUAGUUAUUACAGAAAGCUACAUGUGUACAAGUGUAUGUACAAGUACUACAUUCUGUUUAAUAUAGCGUUGCCAAGGAAAUAUUGAUCAUCAUACUCUUAUAGAGUACUUAAUUUCAUUAAAAACCUGUUAAAAGUCAAUAUAAUGGAAUACGAUUUAGCAAGAAUUGAUUAUAUACUUUGCGGUAUUACUUAUCCUGACACUCUCAAAAUUCUGCCUAAUCCUGGUCACAAAACCCAGCAAAAGUUUGCCGUCGGAGAUAAGAAUGGUGUUCUCCAAUGCCUUUGUAUCAAAGACGAAGAGCCGAUUGUACAGUUCAAAACUUUACCCGGGAAACCAAUAACUUCAAUACAAGUCGCAUCAACAAAUGGUAAUCACAUAGAUAAAAUUUUUGCUGCAUCUGGCCAUGAAGUUAAGGGUUACACAAGGAAAGGCAAAGUAUUUCUCACUAUAGAAACUUCCGUGUCAGAAACAAUAACAUCAAUGUGUAUUUUGAAUAGUGAUUUGAUACUAUGCAGUGGACGGACGGUUACAUUCUACCGCGAUUUGAGAGAGAUUUACUCUUACGUUUGCGAAGAUCGAGUGCUAGACAUUGCUGCCUUUGCUGCUCCGAAUAGCACUCGAGUCCGCCUGCUGGUAUUGGUCGGCAACAAAGGGGCGGCAGUGAUAGAGAAUGGGGAGAUCCUGGCGCGGACACAGAUAUCGUCAGGACCGACUCGACUCAUCGUACCCACUGCGCACAGGUCGGCGGAAAUUGCCGUGUUUUACGGCGCCGCUGAUGGCUCCAUAGGACUCAUUCAAUACGAUUGUAGCUUGUUCAUCAGGACGGAUCUAUCGAGCAAAUGCCUGGUGGAAGGUGGCGGGUUGGGCGCUGUGGUGUGCGUGGGCUGGUACUUGAGCAAUGGCGCUCACUUGGCGGUGGGUCGGCACGACGGAUCCGUGCAGCUUUACCUUGUUGACUUGGACAAUGUUAAUGAAAAGCCGAGGUUAAAAUUUACCUACUUUUGUGGUGAGCCAAUAACAUCAGUAUGCGGCGGUAGCGUGGGCACAGAGGAAAUCGAACUAUUGGUUUCAACAUUCUCUGGUCGAGUGUUCGCGUUACGCUCCCAGCGGCUGAUCUCUGGAGGAGUAGCGUUGAAUAACAUGACACCCGAAGCGCUAGUUUCAAGAAGGAAUAAACUCGAGUUAGAAGUAGCGCGGUUAGAAAAGCAAACGGCUGCUGAGCGUGAAAAAUAUCAAAGAAAUACUCGAUCCUUAAAUGCCGGUAUGUCAACGCCGCCACUCUUAGAAAUACAAUACGAGUUAACAGGUGCUAUGCUUAAUGGUUGGCAAGAAGUGAUUAUCACAGCAGGCGUUCCUCUGGACAUGCUUUUUAUUUACUGCAAUAAAAAGCUUGAAGUGCAAACCGAUACUGCUGCCGUAUUAAGCGUUUGCCCUCCGCAGGGCAAUACUUCAGAAAUCCUUGCAACGGUGAGAUGUCAAGCUGGGACCAGACGUAUCUGGCUGCAAAUGAGGACAACUGUUAACUCUGGGCCAGAGAUUUCGGAGGGUACGCAAGUACUGGUGUAUGUGCUGCCCGCCGGCGCGCCGCGGGUCGCGAGGCUCAUCAAAUUAUCUUUGCCUGCUUUACCGCAAUACUCACAGCAUGAUGACCCGGACCGCGAUGAUGACAGAGUGUGGUGUGAACUACGCUUGUCGGGCGGGUUCUCCGUGGCUGAGAUGACGUCAUGGUUGAGCGAGGCGCUGCCGGGCGACCUGCCGAGGCCUGCCGCCAGCAUUGCCUUCGCCAGGGUGCACUGUCUAUUGAAGACGAUCCUUAUUUGCCGAUACCAACGAGGUUCAGCUUCAAUCAAAUCCGAUAAUGUAUCAACAAUAUCCACUUUGAAAGAUCUUUUAUCUUAUUGCUCCUUGAAGAGAGCGAUUCGUGUCGAUAUAUCUUGUGAUAUUCCAGAAAUGUGUUGUUCAAUUUUAUUUAAAAGUAUCAAGGAUCGAUUCCUAUCGGAAUAUCAAAGAAAAAAAGAAUUCAUAUUGAAAGAAGCUAUUGGGGCUCUUGAUUUAGAUAUGAAUACCAUAACUAAUGAAUCUGAACCCAUACUCUGUGAGGAAUAUCUACGAGUAUGGAAAUCAGUGGAUGAUACCAAAAAUGUACAAUAUUUCAAUGAAUUAGUUGCUACAGUGGAGCAAUGGUAUACUGAUUGGUGCAAAUUAUCUUUAUACGGUCGUGAUAACAGCAGCCAGAAAUCACAACUGAAGACAGCACUGCAGGACUGUCAAGUUAAUGAUAUUGAAAGAAUUCUUACUCUUAAAGAUUUACAGAUCGAUUCUCACAUGUGAACAUUAAAUAACAUUUGUUC
Papilio polytes (common Mormon) is the source of this 2711-nucleotide messenger RNA. RefSeq names its product Bardet-Biedl syndrome 7 protein homolog. The record is from RefSeq and is a predicted model, not a curated record. Lineage: Eukaryota; Metazoa; Arthropoda; Insecta; Lepidoptera; Papilionidae. The transcript has 15 exons. Gene Ontology annotation, cellular component: ciliary basal body; membrane; neuron projection. Gene Ontology annotation, biological process: intracellular protein localization; cilium assembly; intracellular transport. Gene Ontology annotation, molecular function: protein binding. The coding region runs from base 502 to 2691 and encodes 729 amino acids.